This is a messenger RNA of Felis catus (domestic cat), 4929 nucleotides long. It is a transcript of the gene GIPC2, whose product is annotated as GIPC PDZ domain containing family member 2. Bases 3 to 944 code for a protein of 313 amino acids. The transcript has 6 exons. The record is from RefSeq and is a predicted model, not a curated record. Gene Ontology annotation, molecular function: protein binding. Lineage: Eukaryota; Metazoa; Chordata; Mammalia; Carnivora; Felidae.
AGAUGCCCCUGGGGCUGCGGAGAAAGAUGAAAACCAAGUCCAAGGAGACCGCCCGGCUGGUGAAGGGCGAGCAGGCGGGCGCGAGCGGCGGCAGCCUCCCGGACCCCCCGGUUCCGACACACAAGCUGGUUUUCCACACGCAGCUGGCGCACGGCAGCGCCACGGGCCGAGUGGAGAAUUUCUCCAGCAUCCAGGAGCUCUAUGCCAAGAUUGCGGCAGUGUUCGAGAUUUCGGCGUCGGAGAUCUUAUACUGCACGUUAAACACACCUAAAGUUGAUAUGGAAAGACUCUUAGGAUCACAGAUAGGUCUUGAAGAUUUCAUAUUUGCCCAUGUGAAAGGGAUCAAAAAGGAAGUAAAUAUACAUAAAUCUGAGGAUUCACUUGGUCUCACCAUUACAGAUAAUGGUACUGGCUAUGCUUUUAUAAAGAGAAUUAAAGAUGGUAGCCUAAUUGAUUCCAUUAAAACCAUCUGUGUGGGGGAUCAUAUUGAAUCCAUAAAUGGAGAAGAUAUCAUUGGGUGGCGUCACUAUGAUGUUGCUAAGAAGUUAAAGGAAUUAAAAAAAGAUGAACCCUUUACCUUGAAGUUAAUAGAACCUAAGAAGGCAUUUGAAAUAGAGCCAAGGUCAAAAGCUGGAAAGUCCUCAGCAGGAAAAAUUAGUACUGGAAGGGAGACACUUCGCCUGAGAUCAAAGGGUCCUGCCACCGUGGAAGAAAUGCCCUCUGAAGCCAAAACAAAAGCAGUUGAGAAGAUUGAUGAUCUUCUUGAAUUGUACAUGGGAAUUCGAGAUCCUGAGUUAGCUACCACAAUGUUUGAAGCUGGAAAGGACAAAGGUAAUCCAGAUGAAUUUGCUGUGGCACUUGACGAAACUCUUGGAGACUUUGCGUUCCCAGAUGAAUUUCUCUUUGAUGUUUGGGGAGCCAUCGGUGAUGUGAAACGAGAAUGAUUAUGAUGUGGAUGAUCCAUCUCUGGAGAAAUGAACCAUUCUUCCUUUUUUGAAAUCCCAUAAGAUCUGUUUUUAGACACUGUUACGGACUCUGGUUUGGUCUUAUGUGUAUGAAAUACCUUCUUUGAAAUAUAAUUUUGGUUUCUGGGUAUCUUCUAAUGCAGUUUCAUAUGUGCUAUUCUUAAGAUAAAUUACCUAAAAUAUCAAUUUAAAUAUUCAUUCAAGAGUCUUUUUAAAGUAAGUUUUAGGGAGUAUUUCUAGAGAGAUGAUUUUGCUCCACAUUAACCCAUGUUUUCUUUUCCACAUAGAAGUCAUUGAUUGCAAUAGGUCUGUAGCUCAUUUUCAAUAUCUUAAUGCAGUGAAACUAGGAUUAGAGUUUGAUUUGUCUUGUAGCAUCUUCAUUUUGUUAUACCAGCCUGAGCAGGAUAUGUUCAGGAAGCGAAGUGUGAAUUAUGCCACCUAUAGGUCUAGAAGCAUUGUUUCUUUAAUCCACUGAGUAAGAGGGAGGAAGGUUUCUAUAGUCUCUUGAUGUCUAUAGCCUACUUUCUCUCUUCAUAAAGCAAGGAUUGAUUGACUUGCUUUUUGCUUCUUUGUAAUUACUUCUUUUUAAAAACUUGUGAAAUCUGUUGUGCUAUGUGUUUGCUUGUGUGGAAGAAAGGUGGAAAAGGCAGAUAGAGUAGAAACCACUUAUAUUUGAUUUUUUUUUAAAGCAAUUCUUUAACCAUUAUUUCUUUUUCCACUCAUACCCACGUUUAUGUUACCUUUUAUAAGCACUCCAGGGAAGGUUUUUUAUAGUCCUUGUGGAACUUUUCUUUUGAAAGAUAUUUACUCAGAAAAUAACUAUGUUUGAGAACAUUUUUUUGGGUGAAAGAGCAAUGCUUUUAAGCCCCCUAAACUUUAGAGGAGAUAGCAUCAGAAAUCGAUUUCCCCCGGUGGAAAUAAAGGAGGACCAGAGGAAUUGAGAAAAUAUAUUAGCCUAUUAUUUUAGAGUUCUAACAUACUUUCUCUAAAACCUUACAUUAUUGAGAAAAUUGAGGGCAAAUGACUGUCUUAUCACUCUUAUUUGACAUGUUAUAGAUGUAGGAGAAAUGGAAAUGAAUGGUUUCAACAUAGAUCAUUUAAUAAGGCAGAGCAUGGUGUGACCAAGCAUUCUUCUAAAGUGUUGUAUGGAAGAUGCUGUGUGCUGCCAUGGUAAUCAGAAAUAAUAACCCGUGAGGGCUGUGUUCCAGGAAAUCAGAAGUAGUUCCUUUUUCGUGCUGAGUUAAUGCUAAGAUAACUAUUGAUUUCUGGUACAACUUUACCUGUACAGACAUCCACUCCUCUUUCACAUAAAUCUAAUGCUAUGAAGCUGAUAUUCUUUGUCUCAUUAAUCUGAGACCUGUACAGAAGCCCGGUUUUACUCAUUAAUGUGUAACAAAAGUAGGUUAUAGAAUGUGGUUUGUCUUAUUGUACUUGCCCAUCAUUUGAAAAUAGGACCCACCUCAGGAUGUAAUUUGUUGUUACUUGUUCAUUGGAUUUCUUUUGGAGCUCCCCAAGUAUCUAUUAAUUAUUAACACCAUCUGUCUUAGAAGGACACACAAAGAAAGAGUUGAUAUUUUUCUUUCUUUCUUUUCUUUUUUUUUUUGAGAGCAUGUGUAUAUGUGUGUGCACAGGGGAGGAGUAGAGGGAGAGAGAGAAUCUUUAGCAGGGUCCAUGCCCAGUGAGAGCCCAACAUGGGGCUCCAUCUCAAGAUUGUGAGAUCAUGACCCGAGCUGAAAUCAAGAGUUGGGUGCUUAACAAACUGAGCCACCCAGGCACCCCAAGAGUUGAUAUUUUUAGAGAUGAAAACAUUGAGGCCCAUGGAAACAUUUUAAACAAAAAAAAUUCUUGUCACUAGAUGUUAGAUCUGAAAUGAUAAGUCAUUAUGAUCGAUGUCCGUUUCUCCUUUUUUGGGGGAUGCAGGAAGAUUGAUUCCCUGUGAUUUAUGGAAUCUCAUAUUCACAAAGUGGGUUAUACUCACCAUGAUUUUUCUAGAAUUUUGAUAUGUAAGAUACCAGGGUCCAUGUACAGCUGUAACUCCACUUGUCUGUUGGCGUUAAAUGGCAGUUAUUAUUUAGGGCUUCAGCUGUCCACAGGUACUUUAAUACUAGUAAGUUUUUCCUUGAAAUGUCUUUCUCUCUCACCUCUAUUGCUAAGCUGAUAACAGGGUCAGUUUCUUUGUCAUUAUGUUCCCUUACAUGAAGAUAUAUCUGUUUGUGAACUUGGUGACUUUCGGUAAUUCUCCGUGAACAAAAAGCACAGCGUCUCUUUUUAGACGUCAUGGUCUGCAGUUUGGGCUACCCUCCUGCUACAGUGAGACCAAUCUUCCCCCCAGCCCCCUCACUAAGCAUGCUGUUUCAUUGGUCCCUCUGAACAUUUCCGGAAACCUCUGUCAUCAUCUUUUGUUCUGUAGGGGUUCCCUGCCCGGUGGAGAAGGGUAUUUAAUUCUUGAUUUUCUUCCAUGCAAAACAGCAUCUUUCAGUGGCUACUAAGAGCACAUGUUUUCUUUGUGGCAGGGAAUACAUGUGAUGACUGAACGUUGGGCUAGAUGGAGCCUCGAACAUAGCUUGGUCCUGAUCAAGCGUAUAAAUUCUGAUGAUUACAAAUAGGUACAUUUUGGGUUUCUGUGAUGUUUCAUAAGUAUAAUUAUGUGAAACCCUUUAAGAAUUCAGUUAUAAAGGCAGUAAUCGGUUAACCUCUGUGUGGGGCUGCCGUAUCCAAUAUUGUAAUGUGAACAGAUGAUUAAAUAGAGAUAAUUUUGCCAAAUGGUUAAUUUGCUAUAUUUCCUCCUAUAACUUUAACAAAUAGACAUUUUCUAAGUACAGCACGUUUUCUUUAGGUCCGUGUUAUUGCUAGACCUUCAUCAAGUUGAGAGAGAGCCUUCCUGGCAUUCUUCAGUUACCAUUGCCUAUCUGGCAGAGGAGCAAAAUGAAUUCCAUCUGCAAAUAGGUUUCAAAAUAAUGGUUCUUCUAAACAGAGCAUAGUUAUCCGCCAUAUGAAAGUUGCAUAUAAUGACCCUCUCACCCUCUGAUACCUCUAAAAAUAUAUGGGUACUAAUAGCAUUGCUAUUAUUCUGGUGGAAGUAAUAGGUUAGAAGGACAGUGGGGGUUUUACCCAAGCUAGAAGUGAAUAAAGAGAUAGGAGAUGCUGUUCAGCUUAUAGUGCCAAGAAUUAGUGCUCUGGGUAAAAUGCACAUUUAUUAUCUUCUUGACACCGAUUGAAAGGGACAUCAGAGUAAUUACAAGUCCUAACACAUGUCAUGGUUAUAAAAUGUUUCUAAGAUUGUGAAGUGUACAAAUGGCACAGCCUGUCCCUACCUAUUACCUGAAAACUAGUUCUAAGAAAUGACUCUAGGUUAUUAUCUGCCAGGAGGAUUGAAAGUUGAAUAUGACAUCUUGAAUUUCAGACAUUAAGCCUCUGUAAAACUUCAGUAUAGCCAUAGAUAUUUUUUAAAGCAGUAACAAAAAGAAAUUUAAAAGAUUUUCUGGUAGAUUGUUUUAAGUAUACAUCUUAUAUUUUGAAUACAUCUUAUAUUAUUUGCUGUGCAGUAAGUAGUAUUGACUAUAUACAAGUAAAAUAUUCUACAGUUUUGGGAAAAGGAAAGCUUUUCUCUUUUAUAAAAAUCAUAACAUAUUCUUUAAAAUGUUUUUUUGAGAUUGAAUUUUGGGAAUCUGUUAUGUGAAAUCGUAACGUAUUUUGAUACUGUUUAAAAAUGUGUUUACUGUGUUUCUACUCAUAGAUGUAUAAAUGUUCAUGCACUGAUCAAAGUAAAUUAUUGUAAAGCUAUAAUUUAUAAUCUUUCUUAUAUUUAAAAUAUGACUCCUUAAAAUAAACUUUUCAUGAAAAAAUGUUUUUAUCAUAAAAAUUUGGGGUUUUAAAUGUUAGGCUUUUUGUUUAAAUGAUUCAGGGGAUAACACAUGUAAUUGUUUAGGUCUUUAUGUUUUUAAUACAUCAUUGGUAUAUUUUU